AUGACGCUCUGGGCACUUCUUGCCACCCUGGCAGCCUUUCCUGAAGCAGUCCAUUCGGAGGUUGGCGAGCGCCCCAGGGACCAGUUCCUUGAUGAGGUCGAUGAGGUUGGGGAGCAUCUCAUGCUCAUUCAGGUCACCGCUCAGACGCAGAGCAUGAAUGAUACCAUGAAGGAGGUCGUCGACACAUUGAAAGACGAUGUUCAGAAGGUUGCAAACUUUGUCUUUGAGCGUCGGCCCAACCAAACAGGGAGCAACAGUGGGAGUGAAGUGUAUCAAGAACAACUCGGGCUGAAGACCAACAGCAGCUUAGAUGUGGAGACGUUGCGAACCUCAUUUGUGUUCAACUUGCUUCUGAUCCUUACAUAUUUGGUGGCCUUUGCCCUGCUUCAGCAUUUUCAGCCCAUUGUGUAUUUGGACAACAGCCGCCGCGGUCGAUCGCCUGAACCGCGACCUUCCUACUACGGCUGCACGUUGAGCCGGGAUGAGAUUCAGGAAUAUUCCGGCUUGGAUGGGGCACUCUUAGUGGAAUUCUGCCAUCUUGGCAUGAAGAUUUGUGCGUACAUCGGCAUCCCAAUCGCCCUCGUGUGCCUUCCAUCCUACUAUGUCCUCGGGAAACAUCCAGGUGCGUAUGGAGAUCAGUGCCCCAACGCUGUUCAUCACACACCUCGAAGCUCAUUGGAUUUGUUUAGCAUCGCCUCACUCCGGUGUAACCUCACCAUGCGCUGGGCGCUGGCAGUCUUCACUUGGCUGGUCGUAUGGGGUGUCCAGCGGAUGCUUUGGGAUGCGCAGAAGAUCUUCGUGCAGAGGCGCAUCGAGUGGCUCCAGAGGAGGCCCAAACCACAAAGCUCCACGAUCCUCGUCUCCAACAUCCCUCCCCGCUAUCGUUCGGACUCAAAGCUCAAAACGUACUUCGAGCGGCUCUUCCCCGAUGGCACCAUCGAGAGCGUCUACAUCGUGAAGCAUUUGCAUGGUUUGGUUGGUCUCUUGCAGGACUUCGAUGACGCUGAGCAAAAGCUUCAUGAAGCUCACUAUCAGUGGAUGCAGCGCAAUCAGGACCCUGAGAUGAGGCCCAAGAUCACUUUGCAACAAGAGGCCGAGCCGGUGGACAGCAUCGAGCACUACACGCGACUACUGGAGCAUCUCACCCGGCUUGUGGAGACCGAACGGCAACAGAUCAAGAGCGCUGAUGCCUUCACCCAGGAGUCGCUCUGCGGCGCCAGUGGCUUUGUGACCUUCAAAGCCUCGCGCGACGCGGAGAUGGCCUUGCGCCUGCGCUUGGAACCCGAAGGCCACCUCUUCACCAUGAAGUACGCGCCAGCACCCAAAGACGUCGCCUACGAGGAUCUUCUCGCCAGUCCCUGGCAAAGGCAAGUGUCCCAUCUCUUUGGCUAUGUGCUGAUCUUCACCGUUUUCCUCUUGUUCUUCCCCUUCAUCGGCCUGGCGUCGUCCAUCGUGAAUCUGGAGAACUUGGAGCAGAUGGCCUUCAUCAAACAGAUUAUCACCAGCUCGAGCUGGCUCCAAUCAUUUCUUGAAGGUAUUUUUGCCACCCUCUUGCUGUCGCUCUUCAUGAGUUUCCUGCCCACCACUUUGUCUUUCAUCAUUGAUAAGACCUUCACGCUGACCUCCCGGGCUGAGAGCCAGCUCUAUUUGCAAGAGUGGUACUAUUGGUUUCAGGUGAUCUUCGUGUUGCUGGUCACGGCGGUCGGGACCUCUCUGUGGCAACGCUUCAACGAUGUCUUGACCUCACCCAAGGGUGUGCUGUUUGACUUUGCAGGCAGCCUUCCAAAUACGUCUACCUUUUACAUCGACUACGUCAUUUUGCAGUGGUCCGUGACUGUCCUGAAUGUCCUGCGCUAUCAGAACCUUGUCAAGUUCUUGGCAUGGAACACGAUUUGUGAUGAAGAUCGCGCGAAGAACAAGUCCGAACCGGAAGACCAGGACUACUACGGCGUUGGCUCUCGAAGCGCUCGCUUGAGCCUGGUUUUGGCGAUCGGCUUGGUCUUCAGCCUGCUGUCGCCCUUCAUCCUGAUCGUGGUGUUCCUUUUCUUCCUCAUCAACCGCCUAGUCUUCGGUUACUUGUUGGUCUUCGCAGAGCUGCCGAAGCCGGACCUGGGCGGCAUCUUCUGGGCGCAGCAGCUGCGUCAUGUUCACCUCAUCCUGCCGAUCUUCGUUUUGACAAUGAGUGGAUGCAUUUGGGUGGAGCCCUAUGGCGGGCCUGGGAUGUUCUGCUUGCUAAGCUUGGGCAUUUGGGCCUAUGAAUAUUCCCGCUGGUCUGACAUUCUAUGGGAAACACUGCCUUUCCGGGCGGUGGUCGAAGGGGCUGAGAGAGGCACCGACACGUCAGAGGAAAGAUAUGUACAGGAAGAGCUCACAAGAACCCUCCGCACCAAGACACCCGCCAUCAAGGCUGGUUAG
This is a messenger RNA of Durusdinium trenchii, 2415 nucleotides long. The record is from the annotation of a GenBank genome assembly. NCBI's taxonomy places the organism in Eukaryota, Dinophyceae, Suessiales, Symbiodiniaceae.